This is a messenger RNA of Carassius auratus (goldfish), 2703 nucleotides long. RefSeq names its product NACHT, LRR and PYD domains-containing protein 3-like. Bases 19 to 2703 code for a protein of 894 amino acids. The transcript has 6 exons. Lineage: Eukaryota; Metazoa; Chordata; Actinopteri; Cypriniformes; Cyprinidae. Gene Ontology annotation, molecular function: protein binding. The record is from RefSeq and is a predicted model, not a curated record.
UAAUUGCAUUUCUGAAGAAUGAGCUGGAAAAGUUUAAAAAAAAUAUUAAAUAGAGAGAACACACAGUACUUUGUGCAGGACUUUAUAGAAGAGAUGCGUGAUAUCAAAGAAGCAGCUCUUGAUAUCACACUUUACUUCCUGAAUGAUAUGAAGCAAUGUGAGGCUGCAGAUGCUCUACAAGAUGAGCUGGUCCUCAUUCAUCAGCGACCACUAAAAUCAAACCUGAAGAAGAAAUAUCAAUCUGUAUCUGAAGGAAUUGCAAAGCAUGGUGACUCCAAGCUUCUGAAGAACAUCUACACAGAUCUCUGUAUGACUCUGAGUGUUAGUAAACAAGUUAAUAUCCAAAAUGAAGUAGGACAAGUUCAGGCUGCUGAUAGACGACAUGAAUCAAAAGAGAUUCCAGUUGAAUGCAAAAAUUUGUUUGAAGCACCUGAACAAGAUAAGGAGAUCAGAACUGUACUGACAACAGGAGUUGCUGGCAUCGGAAAAUCAGUCUCUGUGCAAAAGUUUAUUUUGGAUUGGGCUGAUGGUAAAGAAAAUCAGGAUAUUACUUUCAUAUUGCCUCUUGCAUUUCGUGAAAUGAACUUAAAGGAGAAAGAAACACAAAGCUUGACAAGACUUAUGAGUCAGUUUUUCCCAGAGAUAAAAGGACUAAACCUUGCAAGAAAUGAUAAAUUUAAAUUACUGUUCAUCCUUGAUGGUUUGGAUGAAUGUCGUCUUCCUCUGAACUUUGAGGGUAAUGAUAUUUGUCGUGAUGUAACGUCACAAGUCUCUCUGGAUGUUCUCCUGACAAACCUGAUCAAGGGAAACCUGCUUCCUUCUGCUCUCAUCUGGAUCACCACCAGACCAGCAGCUGCCAUUAAAAUUCCUCCCGAAUGUGUUGACCGCAUGACAGAAGUACAAAGAUUCAAUGAUGCACAAAAGGAGGAGUACUUCAGAAAAAGAUUCACAGAUGGGGAUCUGGCCAGUGAAAUUAUUGGUAAUGUUAAACAAUCAAAGACUCUUUUUAUCAUGUGCUACAUCCCAGUCUUCUGCUGGAUUACAGCCACUGUUCUCCAGAACAUUUUAGAGGAGAAAAGGAAUAAUGAAGUGAAAAAUUAUCAGGCUGAUGACUCCAAAACACUGCAGGAAUCUAAUACUAAAGAUACUCCCAAGACUCUGACACAAAUGUACACACACUUUGUCCGUUUUCAGAUGCUGCAAAGCAGACGAAAGUAUGAUGGUGAAUACACACCAGAUGUUUACUGGGAUAAAGACGCCAUGCUUUCACUGGGGAAACUGGCAUUUCAUCAGCUGCAGAGAAACAAUCUGCUCUUUUAUGACACAGAUCUGGAAUCCUGUGAUAUUGAUAAAUCUAAAGCAUCAGUGUAUUCAAGCAUGUGUACCCAGAUCUUUAAGGAGGAAAAAAGGAUCAUUCUUGGUACCGCUUUCUGCUUUGUUCACUUGAGCAUUCAAGAGUUCAUUGCAGCCCUUUAUGCACAUCUGUUUCUAGACAUUCACAAGAAAAGUGUGUUUAAUCAACAUGAGACUACAGAACUGAAAAAGAAAAAUGAAACCAUGAUUGAUUUGCUCAAGACUGCAGUGGACAAGGCACUUGACAGUGAAACUGGACACCUGGAUCUUUUCCUUCGCUUUCUUCUUGGUCUGUCACUCCAGACCAAUCAUCAUCUCUUACGAGGUCUGUUGACACAGCAAGAUGUCAAUGACGAGAACUACAAGGAAAUAGUUCAGUACAUCAAGCAGAAAUUGGAAGAUAAGAAGAUGUCUCCAGAGAGAUCCAUCAAUCUGUUCUACUGUCUGAAUGAACUGAAUGAUCAAACUCUGGUGAAAGAAAUUCAGACUCAACUUCGAAAAGGAAGUCUUUCAUCUGCUGAUCUUUCACCUGGUCUGUGGUCUGCUGUGGCCUUCGUUUUGUUGACAUCAGAGGAAGAGAUGGAGGAGUUUGAGCUUCAGAAGUUCAAGCAAUCAGAUGAGUGUCUCUUUAGGCUACUGGAAGUUGUGAAAAUCUCCAAAAGAGCUCUGCUAAAUGAUUGUAACUUGACAGAUGAGAGCUGUUCAAAUUUGGCUAAAGCUCUCAAAUCAGAUAACAAUCUGAUAGAGCUGAAUAUGAGCAAUAAUAAUCUAAAGGAUUCAGGAGUAAAGCAGCUCUGCAUUGGACUGGGGAAUAUUACGUGUAAACUGGAGAUACUGAAGCUUAGUAACUGUGAUCUAACAGAAGAAAGCUGUUCAGCUCUUGCUUCAGAUCUCAGUUCAGACUCCAGCAGUCUGAAGGAACUUGAUCUGAGCAAUAAUAAUCUACAGGAUUCAGGAGUGACGCUGCUUUCUAAUGGACUGAAAGAGAAUUGUAAACUUGAGAAACUCAGGUUUUUGGGUCCUGCAGCAGAAAAAGCCUGUCAGUAUUUGGCUGGAUUUGUGGAAGAAAACCCGUUACUUCUGAGAGAACUGAAUAUGAGUGAACAUAAACUAGACUUGAAUCAGCUCACUCCUCUACUGCAGGAUAAACACUGUAAACUGAACAAACUGGUUCUGAAUAAUAGCUAUAUCACAGAUGAAGAUUGUCGUGUUCUGGCUGAAGCUUUAAAUUCAAACCCUUCAAAUUUGAAAGAGCUGGACUUGACUGGGACUAAACUCAGAGACACAGGAAUGAAGAUCUUCUCCACUCUGUUUGAGAAUGAACAAUGUAGACUGGAGAAGCUUAAGUAA